AUGGUGUCGGUCAACCUUCCAUGGGAAUUAGUGGAAGAGAUCCUAUGUAGGGUUCCACCUCAAUCUCUUGUUAAAUUCAGAACCGUAUGUAAGCAAUGGAAUUCUCUUUUCGAUGAUAAUAAGUUUGUCAACGACCACUUUGUUCAAUCACAACCACAAUUAAUCUUCCGAACCGAGUCUAAGAUUUAUUCGGUAGCCGUAAAUUUCAAAGGUCCACGGAUAGAGGUCCAUGAGUUACCCUUAGCCAUUCCUGGUUUGAAAUCUGAGAUGCCGAUACGGCUACACGACUAUGUUGAUUGUGAUGGCUUGUUGUUUUGUACUAGCUACUUUAACGGGGUCUUGAUUUGGAACCCCUGGUUGAGACAAACUAGAUUUUUCCCAUCCAUACAUCGUUAUCCAGUCACAUAUGACAUAGGUUAUGAUAACAAAAAACAAUACAAGAUGCUCGAUUAUUAUAAAUGUGAAGGUGACUCAUCAAUAAAAUCCAUAAUUUAUGAGAUUGGGUUAUAUUCAAAGAAAGUUAAAGAUUUGGAGUCUGAUAGUACUUGGUCAAUUUUCCAAUCAAAUAGCGUAUCUCUGAAUGGAACUUUGUAUUGGGCUGGUGUAGAUGUUAACAAUGGUAUUUUCAUUAGAAGCUUCAGUUUUUCAACAGAAAAACCAAGAACUUUUUGUAGUCUACCGUUUAUGUACGAUGACGACAAUGUUCUAGCCCUUGCGGUUUUUAGGAAAGAUCGUCUUUCAUUGUUAAACUUAUGCAAUAAAACAUCAGAGAUAAAGAUUUGGUUGACAAAGAAUAAUAUCAAUGAUAGGGAGGUAGGAUUAGAAGAGGACGUGGUGUGGAUAAACCUCAUGACAGUGUUAAUACCUAAUUUCCCUAAAUUUUCAUUUUAUUGGUAUAACCGUCCUGACCUAACUUACUUCCUCGACAACGAUGAUGCUAAGAGGCUUGUCAUUUGUUGUUAUGAUGAAACUGAUCAGGCUUACAUCUACAUUGUAAAAGGAGAUAUGUUCAAGAAAAUCAAAAUAGAUCAGUAUGAGGUUCUAUCUGAUUAUUCUCGCCCGCACUUCCAUACUUAUAUCCCCAGUUUGGUUCGGCCUUCCCGGGUCAAAGAGGACAACAAGAAUUAA
Molecule: messenger RNA, 1128 nt
Organism: Arabidopsis thaliana (thale cress)
Lineage: Eukaryota; Viridiplantae; Streptophyta; Magnoliopsida; Brassicales; Brassicaceae
Product: F-box and associated interaction domains-containing protein
Exons: 1
Coding region: 1-1128 (375 amino acids)
Source: RefSeq, marked reviewed